Molecule: messenger RNA, 3042 nt
Organism: Pelodiscus sinensis (Chinese soft-shelled turtle)
Lineage: Eukaryota; Metazoa; Chordata; Testudines; Trionychidae
Source: RefSeq, a predicted model, not a curated record
AUGUCAGCACUGGAUCCAUACUGUGUAGUUUUUAAGUGUCUGAUUAGAGGAAUUGUUUCCAUCAUGACCCUCACUGUCCUUGCCUACGAGCGCUACAUUCGAGUCGUUCAUGCAAAAGUGAUUGAUUACUCUUGGUCCUGGAGGGCCAUCACCUACAUCUGGUUGUACUCGUUAGCUUGGACUGGAGCACCUCUCCUAGGGUGGAACAGAUACACACUGGAGAUACAUGGACUAGGUUGUUCAGUAGACUGGCAGUCAAAAAACCCCAGGGAUGCCUCCUUUGUGCUCUUUUUCUUUCUUGGCUGCCUAGUGGCUCCUGUUGGAAUCAUGGCCUAUUGCUAUGGCCAUAUUCUAUAUACAAUACGAAUGCUUCGCUGUGUUGAAGAUUUUCAGACUAUGCAAGUGAUCAAACUCCUAAGAUAUGAAAAGAAAGUGGCUAAAAUGUGUUUUUUAAUGAUCUCCAUCUUCCUUAUCUGUUGGAUGCCUUAUGCAGUGGUCUCUCUUUUAGUAGCUUCUGGCUAUGGCAACCUCGUAACUCCAACCGUGGCUAUCAUCCCAUCUUUCUUUGCCAAAUCAAGCACUGCAUAUAAUCCAGUUAUCUACAUCUUCAUGAGCAGAAAGUUUCGACGAUGCCUUUUGCAGCUCUUGUGCUUUCGCCUGCUAAGAUUCCAGAGGACUAUGAAAGAAAGACCAGUGUUAGGGAAUGAAAAGCCAAUAAAACCAAUAGUUAUGUCCCAGAAAGUUGGGGACAGGCCAAAAAAGAAAGUGACUUUCAGCUCUUCCUCAAUCAUUUUUAUUAUUACAGGUGAUGAUACCCAGCAAACAGACAACAGCAGCAAAUACAAUAGCAUGAAAAUAAAUGUGAUUCAAGUAAAGCCACUAUAGUGGCUAAGCUACAUGUGUUAGAAUCUGAAUAGACGUUAGCCAAUGAAACUGUUUGGUGUGAAGAUUUCUUUGAUUAUAGUGUAAUGAGGAAAGCACUGUCCUUCAGCUUUUGAAAUGUUGAACCAAUUCAGUGGGGUGAAGCUCUAUGAACAAUUUAAUCAUGGCAACAAUAUAGAAUUCUUUACAUUUGUACCCAACGUAUUGCUGGACUGAAUUUUUUUAAAAAUUGAGUAGUCAGCAUGCCUUAAGUCACAGACUUACCAGGGAAAUCCAGGGAGUUUCUGAAGCAGGCCUUUGGUUUGCUGACCAGAACCUGCUCUUGACAAAAAAGGUGACUUUCACAUUGCUGCCUCUACCGUCAGACACAAUACAAAGCCAGGAGGAAGUUACAGCUUGUUUAGUUGAAGCUGUCCUGUUGUUUUGGUGCUACUCAUUAGGUGCCCUUUACCUAGAGGUGGGCAAUAAUUUUCUUAGGGGGGCCACUUAAUGAAUUUUGGAACUGAUCUGGCUCCACCCCUGGAAGGGCCAAGGCCUGGGGCAGAAGAGGUGGGACUGAAGACUAGCCUGCCCCUAGAGUGGCAUGGUGCUGGAGGCUUUGAAGUAAAUACACAGCAAAGAGCUUGUGGCUUUGGCCCCUGCCAGGUCAGUGCUGUGACCGGGAGCUGGGAGCCAUUUAAAUAGGAUCCUGCUGCCUGAGCCAUUUCCUGGAAAUUCAGUGGCACCGGCAGAAGGAUAUAAACAUAAAGUGGACAGAUGCAUUCCACAGCCUGGAUCCGGCAUCCAGGCUGCAUCUUGCCCAGCCCUGCCGUAACCACCAUGAGAGGUGUUCUGGAGAAAUUAAAAGGAAAUAAAGACACUGGUAAAGAGAUGACUAAAAGGAGAGCAAAAAUGUUGCACACCACUACAUCCUGCUUUAGUUUAAAAAAAAAAAAAAAAACCUAAAAAAAAAAAAUCUAACAAACAGCAGAAAAUGUAGAUUAGGAGGCACUGACAACAAAACCACACGCAUAUACACAUUUAUUACAUGGAACUGAGAUCCUGAUUACUUUUUGAUCAUUACCUUUCCUGUAAUACAUUUUGUGAGCGUAACAGGUAUCAACCCAGCUGCCUGUGCUUACAUUUUAACUCUAAGUAAUAACACUCAGCAGAAUAGUUACAGAAGUGACUCUGAACUUGGUAAAAAGUCUUGAAAAUUAUUGCUUUUCAAUGCUGUACUCCAGAAGUAGCUGCAUUUCGAUAGUAGGCAUGUUUGUGUGUUGGGACUCGAGUCUCCACCCCACUACAUUAGUUUUACAUCAGUGAACUGAACAUGUAUCAACUGAAUUUCAUUGAUGUGUAAUGGAGAAUCAGGCCCAGGGGUGAUCCUGGAUUGGUGUUAUUUUAGGCCAUCACUUCCGCACGUGUUGCCAUUAGGACAAUAUGGAGCCUAGAGUAUAGCUUGUAGUUUCUCCGCUCUGAUGGAAACUGGAGGAGAAGCAGAUAUGGGGCCAAGGGGACCAGGCUAGACACUCAUUUGCACUAACAAGAGUUGAUCUGGCCUCAAAGAGUUCAAUAGGGACCAGAAACAAAAGUCAUCAGCUAGAGCCUGACCACUGGACAUACUGAUUGAACUCAGCUGGUGUUAAAGUGAGGGACCCAGUCCACUCCCUCCCUUCUUUCAAGAGGCUAAAAACAUUUCAUUUUAUGCAGUCCAUGAACUCCUCAGACACAAUACAAAGGUUUCUUUUCUUGUUCCUAGGCAGGGGUGUAGCAGCAGUGGCAUGAGGUACCUUGUACACUAACCCCUCUGUUGUAUCCCCACUGAUAAGCUGACUAUAUGUAAUGUUCUAAUCACAUAAGCACACAAAGAAAUAGGCAUUAGUUCAUGUAAGAAAGGACAUAGGUGAAACACUUGUCUACUCCCCGCCCCACAUAGGCAUAGUUUUGAGUUGUUUUGUGAAUCUGGAUUCAUGUCCUUAAUUUAAGUUAUCUGUUUCCCCCUUUUUCCUACCAAUGAUCACUACCUAUGCACAUUUGUUUUUACCAAAGAGAGAGAAAUGCACCAGAAAUCCACAUAAAUUACCAUCCUUUAACAGAAUGUGUAUGUUUAAUAUUUUAGCGUUUGAUGUGUCUCAAGCCUUUUAUGAGAUUAAACUUACCUUAUUUGUCAUACAUUAA